AUGGCCUCGGACGCGCUCGUACCGGAGACGCGCGUGCUUGCCAUUGCCAGCCAUGUAGUCCAUGGCUACGUCGGCAACAAAAUGGCGACCUGCGUCAUGCAAGCCAUGGGCUGCGACGUCUCGGCCAUCAACACGGUGCACUACAGCAACCACACGGCCUACAAGCAGGUCAAAGGCACCAAGACGACCGCCGCCGAACUCGAGCAGCUCUACGAGGGCCUGCGCCAGUCCAACCUGACCAACUUUGACGUCCUGCUCACGGGCUAUGUGCCCAGCGCCGACGCCGUCCGCGCCGUGGGCAAGAUCGGACGGGACAUCAAGUUCAACGCCGGCACGAAGCCGGGGAGCUUCUUCUGGGCAGUGCUCGACCCCGUCAUGGGGGACAACGGGAAACUCUACAUCCCCGAGGACGAGGUGCCCGAGUACAAGCGCCUGCUGCGCGAAGCAGAUCUCAUCCUCCCCAAUCAGUUCGAAGCCGAGACGCUGAGCGAGAUCCCGAUCCACGACCUCGCCUCGCUCGCCCGCGCAAUCCACGUCCUCCACUCCACCUACCGCGUCCCGCACGUCAUCAUCACCUCGCUCCGCCUGACGCGCGACAACCAGAUCCCCUCGAGCAGACCGGUGACGCAGCCGCACACGCCGUCCGCCGAGGCCGCCGACCCCCUCUCAUCGCCGCCGCCACCGCCGCCGCACAGCCCCGCCCACGAGCACGACCAAGUCGAGACCCUCACCAUCAUCGGCAGCACCGCGACCUCAGACUUCAAGCCGCGCCUGUUCCGCAUCGACACGCCCGCGCUGCCGCUCUUCUUCUCCGGCACGGGUGACAUGUUCGCCGCUCUGACCGUCCCCCGCCUGAUCGAAGCCGUAUCCACGUCCCCGUCCGAGCAAAACCUCAGAAACACACCCAGUUGGCGCAGCCCCGACGACGUUGCCGCCGAGGACUUGCCGCUCGCGGCCGCGUGCCAGAAGGUGCUGGCGUCGAUGCAGGCCGUGCUGGGCAAGACGGCCGAGUCGUGCAGAGCGAAGAUGGACGCCUUCGACGACGCUGCCGCGAGGGCUGGGGGUGGGGAGAGCGAGACGAAGCGCCACCUCGCGCUUAUGAAUGCGAGUGAGGUCGUGGUCCCCCGGCAUGUGCGCGAUCUGCUCGAGCCGCCGCAUCUAGAGCGCUUCAGGCCGCGGGCCGUGACGGUCGCGAUUUAG
Molecule: messenger RNA, 1200 nt
Organism: Didymella exigua CBS 183.55
Lineage: Eukaryota; Fungi; Ascomycota; Dothideomycetes; Pleosporales; Didymellaceae
Product: Ribokinase-like protein
Exons: 5
Coding region: 1-1200 (399 amino acids)
Biological process (GO): pyridoxal 5'-phosphate salvage
Cellular component (GO): cytosol
Molecular function (GO): pyridoxal kinase activity
Source: RefSeq, a predicted model, not a curated record